AUGUAUUUAAAUUACGAUUACAAAUCCUCAUUUGGUGUUUUCCCAUUUAUAGUUAUAAUUGCUAAUGAAACUAUUUAUUAUUCGGCCAAUGCAUUAUGUGCCCUUUUAGGUUAUAAGUACAAUGUAAAGAAGGCAAUUCAUCGGCUCAUCCAACCAGAGUUACAACUCUAUGCUGCACAUUUAGAACAAUAUGUAAACGUAAAAACUAAUUGUGCAAAUAAUAUCAUCUUGACAACUUACGAUGGACUUUUACAAUUUUUGUGGAGAUCUAAAUCUAUCGAAGUGAAACCUUUUUAUAAGUGGUUUAAAUCACAAUUGGAACCUGAAUUGUUUAUACUGUUAGAAUUACACAAAUCAUCUAUGAGAAGGAAAACAAUAAAGAGUGUUGAAACACAAACAGAUGAUAUGGAAAUUCCGAGAAUAAUGUUUUAUUCUCCAAAUUACGAUUUUAAAACUCCAAAUUACGAUUCUGAAGCUCCAAAUUACGAUUUUAAAACUAAAAAUUACGAUUCUGAAGCUUCAAAUUACAAUUCUGAAGCUUCAAAUUACAAUUCUGAAACUUCAAAUUACAAUUCUGAAACUCCAAAUUACAGUUCUGAAACUCCAAAUUACAGUUCUGAAACUCCAAAUUACAGUUCUGAAACUCCAAAUUACAGUUCUGAAACUCCAAAUUACGAUUCUGAAGCUACAAAUUACAAUUCUGAAACACUAAAUUACAAUUUUGGAGCUACAAAUUAUAAUUCUGAAACUCCAAAUUACAAUUCUGAAACACUAAAUUACAAUUCUGAAACUCCAAAUUACAAUUCUGAAACACUAAAUUAUAAUUCUGAAACUCCAAAUUACAAUUCUGAAACACCAAAUUACAAUUCUGAAACACCAAAUUACGAUUUUAAAACUCCAAAUUGCGAUUCUGAAACACCAAAUUACGAUUUUAAAACUCCAAAUUACGAUUUUAAAACUCCAAAUUACAAUUAUGAAACAUCAAAUGACGAUUCAAGUAUUUUGAAUAAAGAGUCUUCUAACAUUGUAUCCAACACUCACGAAUCUAUAAAUUCUCACCUUUCAGAUGAUGAAUACAUUGACGACCCCUUCGAAUCUUUUUUACAACCUUCUACAGACACUGAACACAUUCAAACUUUGCAAGAUACUCUGUCAGAAUUAAAUGACCAAUUUUCAGAGUGUCAUCAACAGUUGAAUGUCUGCAAAACGUCUAAUGCUAGUUUGGAAAAAGAAAUUUAUGCGUUGAAAGAGCAAUGUCAGGUAUUCGAAUGUGAGUCAGCCAAAAUAUUACAAAAACGACUCGAGGCGUGUACCCAAGAAAAUAAACUGAUUGAAACUCAAGAAACAUACUUAAAAUUACUCACACAAAAGAAUGAGCUCGAUGUUGACGUGUUAGAAAAGCAGAAGGAGAAAUUUGAAUUGGAAAACUCCAUCACUACGUAUCAAAAGAAUCAGAAUCGAUACAAAGAGUUGCAAUUAGAGUUGGAAAAAACGAUGGUAGAUUUAGAAUCGAAGCGAAAAGAGCUGCUCGUGAAUCGUAACGAACUGUUGGAUCAAUUGGAAAUGGAAAAACAACGUUUGCCUGCCUUGCGAGAGAGUUUAAAACUGAUGGAACAGGAAGAGUUGGACAGUAAAUCUAAAAAACAAUUAUUGGAAACUGAAAAAUCCAAAUUAUUAAACCAUAUACAAGAAUUAAAACGCAAUGCUUCUCUCUGGGAAAAUGAAAAGUCGGUAUUGAACACUCAACUCUCGUCUUUGCAACAAGAGAUUCGAGAUCAAGAAUCCAACAUUUUUCAAUUAAAAGACAGUAUGAAACAACUCCGCAAAGACAAGCAAACACUUAUGGAACAAUACACGGCCGAACACGAUACAUUUUCUCGCUUACAGAAAAACAUAGAUAAUUUAAAUAGACAAUUUGUCGAAAAGGAAAAACAACUACACUCUUUGGAAAAAGAUAUAGUGCAUUUAAAUGAUACUUCUUUGCAAUACAAGCAAGAUAAAACAGCGCUCGAGGAUGCCCUCUCUGAGUUGAAAGACAACAUGUGCAAAUGUCAAAGCAAAUGUGACUCUUUUAGUUAUGAAAAAGUUCAGCUGGAAAAACAGAAUUUGCACCUCGAACUACAGAUAACAACGUUAAAAGGGAACAUUUCUGAAACUGAGAAAACGAUUGAGUCGUUGAAAUUGACUAUUCUAAAUUUAGAAAAUAACCUAGGUAGUCUUACACGCCAACAAUUAGCAUGUGAACAGGAUAAACUCAAAUGUGAAGAUCAACUGAAAGAGUGUCAAUCGUCCUCCGAGAUUAACGUCAAACACUGGAAAAAUCAAUAUGAUCUCAUAAAAAAACAAUGUGUUCAUUUUAAAGAAAAAUAUGAUCAAUUGCAAACAUUACACAGUAAUCUUACACAAUUUAUAAAGUCAGAGGUGGAAGAUGAUCCCAUGAUAGUUGACGAUCCUUUAUACGAGCUCAUGAAAAAUUUGUUAGAGCGCAGAAUCAGAGAAGCUCAGAAAAAAUCCCAGACCACCAUUACUGAACAACAUUUACAAAUUGAACGACUUCGUCAAGAAGUGAAUCAAUUAAACGCGACAUUAAAAACGUCUCGAUGCGAGGCUAUUGCUUUAAAAGCACAAUUUGAUACAGCUCAAAAUAAAUAUUCCAAAUUAGAUCAAAACUACCAGAUUAAGGCAAAAACCAUUCUUAAUUUAGAGAAACAAUUACACGAUUUGACAGAAAAUUAUUCUAUUCUACAAAAACAAUUACAAGCAUCAAAUGAGGAAAAAGAGAAUUGGUUGGAGCAAAAAGAAAAAUUGGAGCAGCAAUUACAAUCAUUGUCUGAUGAGCAAAUGUGGGAUAUAUCAUCAGCUCAAAAGGAUUCAUUGGUACCAAAAAUAAAUGUACCUUUGUCAAGUCGAGCAUUACAAUUCAGAGCAAAAGGAAUUAAGAAAAAAUAUUUCAAAACAUUGAAAAGUAAAGCUAAAUCCACACUUCCAUUUGAUACUUGUAAAAAUCAAUUUGAGGAACAUGCCAGCACGAUUCUAAAGUUAAAAGAAAGCAAUAAACAGUUAAAGAUUCAUUUAGAUACUCUUCAACAUGAACACGAGGAAAAGAUGAAAGAAAUUACACAAUUAACAGAGAAAAACACCAAGUUACAAACAAAAAAUGACGAUUUACAAACGAGAUGUGACGAUUUACGAAAGAGAUUUGACGAUUUACAAACAAAAAAUGACAAUUUAACCACAAAAAAUUUCGAAAGUCAAAACGAAUUAGAUAGUUUACAAGAUCAAUUCAAUGUUUUGAAAAAGGAUUUGAAACAAAAAACCAUAGAGAUGGAAACAUUAGAUGAAAAAGAUAAAAAAUUGGCUGAAAACUAUAAGGCAUUACAAGAGAAACUACGUCAAAGCAAAACACACGUGAUGGAAUUAAAAGAGAAAAAUAAAUCACUACAAGAGGAAAUGAAGAUAUUUGAAGAACCCACUAGUCAGCAUCUGACGCCCAAAACAGUACCUACGCCAUCAUCCGUUUACAUUAAAUUAAAAAAAGAAUCAAAAGCAAAGGAGGAAAAGUUAAAAGCCGAAUUGGAAACCAAAGAGAAAGAAUUAAUUGCUAAAAAUGAAAUAUUCGUAACUAAACUGAGAGAAGUUGAAAUUUAUAAAGAAAAAAAUAGAAAAUUACUCAUUGAAUUGGAAGACUAUAAACAGAAAUAUUUAAAAAUAAAAAAUCAAUUAGAUAGUGAACAAAUGAUGUGUGAAGAUGUACAAUUUCAAUUACAACAAUCUCGAAAGAAGCAAUCGCUUAAGAGAUCAUUAGAAAUCGAUUAUGAAGAAGAGCCGUAUGUGAACAAACAAUCUCGAAUGGAAGAAUUGACAGUGAAAAUAUUGAAAUUUAUGUUUGCAGACAUAUUUGGCCGCUAUUUUCAUUUGUAUUACAAUCAAUUAAAUCAGGUGAGAAGCAUUGAUUUUGAGGAGCAAAAAGUCAAAUUGAUGGAAUUGUGUAACAGUUUGGAUGAAGAAAAUUAUGUACAAAUUUUAUUGGCGUAUGUGUCGAAUGAAAUAAAAACGUUAGAAAGCAUAAAGGUGGAACAAAUAGUGAGUGAAAAGGAGUAUGUCGUCUAUUUAAACAGUUGCGUUGAAAUAAAACUUUUCUGA
Molecule: messenger RNA, 4143 nt
Organism: Parasteatoda tepidariorum (common house spider)
Lineage: Eukaryota; Metazoa; Arthropoda; Arachnida; Araneae; Theridiidae
Product: interaptin-like
Source: RefSeq, a predicted model, not a curated record